AUGAUCGAGGAUCCGCACAGGUUGCACAUCGCGCACAAGGGGUUCCUCGAGUCCUACUUCAUGUACGGCUUCCAGGUCAACCAGUCAGCACACCUCCCCCUCAUCUCGUUCUGCACGACUGUGGUGCACGUUAUCAUAGUCAAGGGCUCCAUCACGGUGAUGUCCUUGGCGAAGUUCUCCCUCGCGGAGGUGGCGCUAACUGUGUUGCCGUGCACAAUCGUAGUCGCGAUUACGGGCUCGGUAGCCCACAUGGUGAUGCUACAGUUCGGGGUCGUCCACUUGUCCAGCACUAAGAUUUACCUCACGGUGUCAGUCACGAGCGUGUUGUACCCGAGAGCUUGUCGAACUGAUCUAAUGAUCUCGCUCGUGAACAUGUCGAUGCUCGGGACCCCCCUGCUGCCUGAACAACAACUACAAGUACUCCCCCGCGACCAUGGGCCUUCUUACUUAGUUAUCAAGUACGGUCGACCAUCAAGUGUAGUCUUCACUUACUGUUCGUUCCUGGAGGACGUCUACCUUACGGUCCUGUAUGGGUGCGUGUCGUCGAACGUCCAACAUGUUCUCCAUCGUCUCGAUCUACCUGUUACGGUGCGCGACAUGGUCGGGCCACGGGCUUGUGGGCAACAGACUCGAGAAGACGCCCGGCUUAUGAUCACCUAUAUGAACAUGGACACAGACAUUUACUCGAACAAUAGCCUCUUUCACAAGUUGGAGCAGAUGGUACACAUCAUCACGAUCGGUGGCGCGAACAUGAACAAAAGCGCAUUUAUGCGCAUAGACCGGGCUGUGCUCGCACGCGGGCUCGGUCUGGUGCGAGAGGGUGCCUAUGACCUCGGUACGAUCCCCAGCUAUAUCGAGGACGUGAGCUUAGUUAGUGUCCUCGGACACGAACAAGAACCGGAACAAGAACCGGAGCAAGAACCGGGACAAGAGCCGGAACGAGAACCCGCACAAGAACCCGUGCAAGAACCUGAACAAGAACCUGAACGUGAGGUGCAUGUUCACGGACAUGUUGUCGGCCACGCAGAUCGCGACGAUCGUAUCGUGUUCACGAUCUUCUCCACAUACAGGCACUGGGACGACCACGUUCAGAUGAUCAUGUUGGCAAAGCCACUCAAGUCCAUGGCUGAUCACCGCGUGCGUUGGCUCAACUACGAACCUCAACUUCUUCACGACCGUAGACAAGACUCCCGGCCUAUCCACGCAGCCCCCUUCAUGAACUUGAACAUGGACAUGGCCACGUUCUCGGACGAGAUCGAGGCCGUCCUGUACUCGAACCCCAGCGUGAUUAGGGUGUGGAUCGUACCCAUGAUCGUCAACGGGAGCCUGGAGCCAAAGAGGAUCAGCGUCUCGGUCGUGACGCAGGCGCAAGAGGUGGGUGUCGAUCCUGCCGCGUACGAGAGUAGGAUGAGCACGGGAUACAGAAAGCACAGGGCCGCCAUGAAUACGACAGGGAUCGUGGACUUGUAG
This is a messenger RNA of Fonsecaea monophora, 1470 nucleotides long. RefSeq lists its product as hypothetical. The record is from RefSeq and is a predicted model, not a curated record. The transcript is spliced from 6 exons. The coding region runs from base 1 to 1470 and encodes 489 amino acids. Lineage: Eukaryota; Fungi; Ascomycota; Eurotiomycetes; Chaetothyriales; Herpotrichiellaceae.